CGCGUUUCCAGUCGUCUUGUGACGAGGGGCAUCAUGGCGUAGCGAUGUGGACCCACGGCUUCACUGGUAGACACGGAGAAGUUUACGAACGAGCCACUCGACAUUUUGGGGAUUUAGGGAAGCUUUUAAACCGACUUAAACGGCGAAAAAGUUAGGCCAGUGUCUGGUUUUUUUUGGGGGAGUCUGAAGAUGAUGGCGGAUGCCAGCGACAUGUUGGCAGCUGCUCUUGAGCAGAUGGAUGGCAUUAUAGCAGGAUCCAAGGCUCUUGACUACUCCAAUGGGUUGUUUGACUGUCAGUCGCCCAGCUCUCCUUUCAUGGGCAAUUUACGGGCUCUUCACCUUUUGGAGGACCUAAGAGGCAUUCUGGAGCUUCUGGACAAUGAUGGACGGAACAGUCUUCGCUGCCAGAUCCCUGACUCCACAGCUGAAAGUCUGGUCGAGUGGCUCCAGGGUCGCCUGUCCAACGGGCACCUCUCUAUGGGAGGUGGUGACCACUACCAGGAGAGGCUUACUCGACUUGAGAGUGAUAAGGAGUCCCUGGUGCUUCAGGUGAGUGUGCUAACAGACCAGGUGGACGCUCAAGGAGAAAAGAUUCGGGACCUUGACUUUUGUUUGGAUGAGCACAGGGAGAAGCUCAACACAACUGAGGAGAUGCUACAGCAGGAACUUAUGUGCCGAACAGCCCUCGAGACCCAAAAGCUGGAGCUUGUAUCUGAAUUGUCCAACCUAAAGUUAAAACUGAAUUCCUUUCAGACAGAGAGACUGGAGUUUGAUGAACGAUUUCGGGACAGUGAGGAUUUAAUUGUGGAGAUGAAUGAACUGCGGUAUAGAUUGACAGAGCUGGAGAGUGAAAAGCAACAGUAUGAAAAGAAACUUACAACAACAAAGUCUUUAAUGGCCAAGCUUUCUAGCCAGAAAAUCAAAAUGGGCCAGAUGCAGUAUGAGAAACAGAGGAAGGAGCACAAACUGCAGGCUCUGAAGGAGGAGAUCGUCAUACUGAGAAGGGAGCUGGAGGGCAAAGAUGGAGAGAUGGGCACACUGAAAGAUGAGACGGGCUUCAAAGCCAUGGCCUCAAGCAGUGCAGAUCCUGCAGAGAGAGAUGAAACUCUUAGAAAGAGGCUGAAAGAAAAACAUGUGGAAGUGCAGCGAAUGAAGAAGGCAAUUGAAUCGUUGAUGGUGGCCAAUGAACAGAAGGACCAUAAGAUUGAGGAACUGAAGCAGUCACUGAUGAGAUACAAGAAAGUUCAGGACAUGGUGAUGUCAGUACAAGGCAAAAAAGAGAAUCCUAAUGAUAAUGAGCAUGCAGAGUCUCCUACUGAUGUUUCCACUUCCUGCUUGUCAUCAAACCAAGUGUAUGUAGACAGAAAUGUGCUUACAGAUGCUGAAGAGCAAAGGAAGAUUGCAGAUGAGCUGGAGAUCCUCAAUGGGCUGUGUGACGAUGUUUCAACCACGUCCAGCCCUUCUGAUCCUGAGCAAGUCACAGAGUCUGCAGCUACAGAUAUAAAUAGCAGUCAACAUACAAGCAAGUCUGUCAGCCAUGACCUAGUAGAAAGGAGCAAAAAUGAGAAGAAUACAUGUGAGGACAUCAUUCAAAUAGGUGAGAAGCCACCAUUGAGUUCCCCGGCAGCCUCGCUCAUGACCACAGAAGACGACAGCUUUGGCUCCAAAAAGGCCCGCUCAUCUUUCGGGAAGGGCUUCUUCAAGCUGCGCGGUGGCAAGAAGACCGGAAGCUCCCCGAAUCUUGACCGCAGCCGCAGUGCAAGUGCGCCUAUGCUAGCUGAGACCGAACGCCAAGGCACUGAUCACCUAGAUCUGGCCGGGCUUCCUCAGAGGUCGGCCAACAGCGACAGCACUCACACACUCCCCACCACCCCAGAGGGCAAGAAGAAGUCUAAAGGAAUUAAGAAACUAUUUGGCAAGCUUAAGAGAAGCCAGUCCACAACAUUUAACCUUGAUGACAACCCCCCAGUUGGAGAUUUUAAAAGGGGGGGAGUGCGAGCCACAGCUGGACCCAGACUAGGUUGGUCUCGGGAUUUCCAGCGAGUCAACAAUGACGUGGACGCUCCCUUCGCACGCUGGCCGAAGGACCAGGUGUGUGACUGGCUGCAAGAGCAAGGUCUUGGUCUUUACGUGAACAUGGCAUGUGCGUGGAUCUCUUCUGGACAGACGUUGCUUCAGGCCUCCCAACAAGACCUGGAGAGGGAGCUGGGCAUCAAACAUCCGCUGCACCGGAAGAAGCUGCAGCUGGCUCUGCAGGCCCUUGGCUCAGAGGAAGAGGACAACAAGGGAAAGCUGGACUACAACUGGGUGACCAGGUGGCUAGACGACAUCGGGCUGCCACAGUAUAAGACCCAGUUUGAUGAGGGACGUGUCGAUGGUCGCAUGCUGCACUACAUGACUGUGGAUGACCUGCUUUCCAUGAAGGUGGGGAGCGUCCUGCACCACCUCAGUAUCAAGAGAGCCAUCCAAGUGCUGCGACUCAACAACUAUGAACCCAACUGCUUGCGACGCAGACCAUCUGAUGAGAACAAUAUUUCCCCUGCUGAGAUUUCCCAGUGGACCAACCACAGGGUCAUGGAGUGGCUGCGCUCUGCAGAUCUGGCUGAAUAUGCUCCCAACCUGAGAGGUAGCGGUGUGCACGGAGGCUUGAUGGUUUUGGAGCCAAGGUUUAACGUGGAGACCAUGGCACUGCUGUUGAACAUCCCUCCCAACAAGACGCUGCUGCGUCGUCACUUGGCCACGCAUUUCAACCUGCUUAUUGGUUCAGAAGCCCAGCAGCUCAAACAAGAGUGCCUGGAAAACCCAGACUAUACUCUGCUGACUGCCACCACCAAGGUCAAGCCCAGGAAACUGUCGUUCGGUAACUUCGGCAGUCUGAGGAAGAAAAGGCAGGAGGAGAGCGAGGAGUAUGUGUGUCCUAUGGACGUGGAGAUGCCGAAGGGACGAAGUUUUCAAAAAGGCUUUGAGCUCCAGAUCUACGAGGAUGACCUAGAUAGACUGGAUCAUAUGGACGACUCUGAGGGAACUGUCAGACAAAUUGGAGCAUUCUCCGAGGGAAUCCAGAACCUGACGAGCAUGUUGAAAGAAGACGAAUUUUUCAAGGAGAUGUCGAACUCCCCCAACCUCAGUGUGACAGAUGACGACUCCACUGCAUGAGACUGUCGGCACCAUGUGACCUGGUCCUGCUGUGAAAAACAACAGAAAACACUCGCACACUCUUUGCUCAAUAGUGGUUUGUUAGCGUUCCAUUCAGUGAUGAGCCAUACCGUUCUUCAUCAAACUAGUGUUAGUCACUUAUUUGUGUCUCCAUUGCUGCCAAAAGACGGACGGAGGGAACAUUUAGGACAACGCCACUGCCUGCCAGCUGGUUUCUGGAAAUAUUUUCUACUAAGUUAUGUGCUGGCAUUUUUGUGUGUGUUUGUUUAUCAAACGCAAAGUCGAGAAGACGCAACUAUGCCAAUGUAAAUGUCUUUUAAAUGACCUCCUUUGUGUAGAGUAGGUGACAAAUGAACGUCAUUGAAAGGGGAGUUAGUUCUAUGACAGCUGCUAUCUUUUCUACAAAAAAUACCUGUCUAGUUCAAAUUUAGUUGUCGUAUAUUUUAUAUUACACUGAACAUUGCAACAAUAAUAUUCUGCAUGCGUUUGCACCAAUACAUACAAUAAAGUACAAACCUAAUGCAGAUUGAGCUGAAACAUUAAUAUACAGCAUUGCUGCGUUUUUCUCUUUUGUUUUGACUUCCAUUGUUUUUCAUAGAAAUCUGUCACAUUACCUUUUCCGCUUAAAAUAGCUGUCGUAUUCAGUAGUGACCAUAUACUGUAAUGCACCCACUGACAUGACAGAGAAGACGGAUAAUUUCAUGCUACUUCUAAUUCAAAGAUCAAUAAAGUAAUUUAAAUUGA
Messenger RNA from Phycodurus eques (leafy seadragon), 3900 nucleotides. RefSeq names its product PPFIA binding protein 1b (gene ppfibp1b). Gene Ontology annotation, cellular component: presynaptic active zone. Lineage: Eukaryota; Metazoa; Chordata; Actinopteri; Syngnathiformes; Syngnathidae. The record is from RefSeq and is a predicted model, not a curated record. Gene Ontology annotation, molecular function: protein binding. The transcript is spliced from 28 exons. Gene Ontology annotation, biological process: neuromuscular junction development. Bases 190 to 3156 code for a protein of 988 amino acids.